Naegleria gruberi is the source of this 2705-nucleotide messenger RNA. RefSeq names its product aminopeptidase N. Lineage: Eukaryota; Heterolobosea; Eutetramitea; Acrasida; Naegleriidae. Gene Ontology annotation, cellular component: cytoplasm. The transcript has 2 exons. Gene Ontology annotation, molecular function: zinc ion binding; metalloaminopeptidase activity; peptide binding. The record is from RefSeq and is a predicted model, not a curated record. Gene Ontology annotation, biological process: proteolysis; peptide catabolic process. The coding region runs from base 1 to 2679 and encodes 892 amino acids.
AUGUGUCGUUGUGCUCGUACCCACGAAGAUUCAACUUCCGCUCCAGUUGUUGCAGUCGAUCGAGUUGUUUUGCCAAAGACUGUCAAGCCAUUGACUUAUCGUUUGACUUUAAAUCCCGAUCUUGAGAAGUUUACCUUCACAGUGGAGGAACAAGUUGAAUUAAAGUUGUUGGUGCAACCUUCGGAAAUUACUAAAAUUGUUGCCAAUUGCAAGGAAGUUGUUGUUCAUAAAGCUUCAUUGAGUGUUGGAAAUACUCUAUUGCCAAUUACAAAGAUCAGCUAUGAGGAGGAGAAUGAUUUUGUUAAUUUUGAAUUUGAUCAUAAAGAUCAAGAAUUUGCAAACUUGGAAAUUGGAGAUGUGAUCACAUUGAAUAUUCAAUCAACAGGUGAAUUGAAUGAUAAAUUGGUUGGAUUUUAUCGUAGCAAGUAUUACAAGGAUGGUGUUGAAAAGUAUGGAGCUGUGACACAAUUCGAAGCUGUCGAUGCUAGAAGAUGUUUUGUUUGUUGGGAUGAACCUGCUUUAAAGGCAGUUUUUGAAGUUACUUUAAUUGCUCCAAAAACUCAUGUUGCCUUGUCCAAUAUGAAUUGCAUUGAAGAGAAGGAAUAUGACAAUGAUAAGAAGAUUUGUAAAUAUGCUCCAACGCCAAUCAUGUCAACGUAUUUGGUUGCCUUUGUAGUUUAUGAAUAUGAUUAUGUAGAAGCUAUUGCUACUGAAACUAAAAACAAGGUUCCAGUUAGAGUUUACACUCCAUUGGGAAAGAAGGAACAGGGUGAAUUUGCAUUGGAAGUUGCUUGUAAAUGCUUGGCUCUUUAUGAAAAGUAUUUUGAUAUUCCAUAUCCAUUUGCAAAGAUGGACAUGGCUGGAUGUCAACUCUCUGCUGGAGCUAUGGAAAACAGUGGUUUGGUUUUGUACAGAGAAACAGCUCUCUAUGUCGAUCCAAAGAAUACCAGUUCAAGUGCCAAGCAAUAUGUUGCUAUUGUAGUAGCUCACGAAUUGUCUCACCAAUGGUUUGGAAAUUUAGUUACUAUGGAAUGGUGGCACAGCCUUUUUUUAAACGAGAGCUAUGCUACGUUCAUGGAAUAUUAUGCUGUUGAUCAAUUGUAUCCUGAAUGGAAUGUUUUUGAACAAUUUGUUCAUGAUGAUUUUUUCAAAGCUAUGGCAUUGGAUGCUUUGGCUUCAAGCCAUCCAGUCCAUGUUCCAGUUAGAGUUGCAGCUGAAAUUGAUGAAAUUUUCGAUGCUAUCAGUUAUUCUAAAGGAUGUUGUUGUGUAAGAAUGUUAAUUAAUUGGUUGUCAAAUGAAAGAUUCAGAGAAGGUAUGAUUCAUUACUUGAAGAAGUUCAGUUACCAAAAUGCUGAUACAGAGGAUUUAUGGGAAGCUCUCUAUGAAAGAACGUCACAAAAUGUAACUGAAAUGAUGUACUCUUGGAUUUACAAGAUUGGUUUCCCAGUUGUUAGUAUAACAGAGGAAAUUCAACAAGAUCAUAAGGUACUCACUCUCAGACAAAACAGAUUCUUGGAAAAGUGUGGUAUCUUUGAAUCAGAUGACACUGUUUGGGUUAUUCCUGUAUCCUAUUUGGUUUGUGGUGCAGAUGACUCUAUUACAGAAUUCAGUUUGGAAUUAAAGGAGAGAGAAACCAAGGUUUCCAUUCCAACCUCCUCCAAGUGGAUCAAAUUCAACAAGAAUCAAACAGCGUUCUUUAGAUUGAAUUAUCAAAGUGAUUCCUACUAUUCCAGCUUAGUUGAACCUAUCAAGAGUAAGAUUUUAUCUCCAAUCGACAGAAUGUCCAUCAUUGAAGAUGCUUGCACUCUUUCCAAGGCUGGUCUAGUUCCAACUGAAAGAGUAUUCGUUCUCUUCUCUGCCUAUGCAAAUGAAGAUAAUUUUACAGUAAUUUCCAGUCUUGCUACCUGCUUUGGUACCUUGUAUAAUAUUUACAAGCACGAGGAGCAAAUUAUUGAAAAAUUCAAAAAGCUUGCUGUUUCAAUCUUCUCUGGUAUUGCUGCCAAGUUGGGUUGGAUACCAAAACCAAACGAAAGUCACUUGGAUAGCAUGGCUAGACCAAUUGUUUUGGGUGCACUUGUAAAGUAUGGCGAUAAGGCCGCCAUUGAAAAGGCAACUCAAUUAUUUGAUGAUUUCAGAAAGGACAAUAAUCUUGUCAUUCCUGAUUUGAGACCUGUUAUAUAUAGUGCUGUUAUUAGAUAUGGAAAUGAGGAAAGAUUCAAUCAAUGUUUGGAAAUUUUCCAAAAGACUGAACUCUUCGAGGAAAAGAAUAGAAUUUUGAGAGCUCUUGGUCUCGCUCAAGAUGAAAAAUUAAUUUCCAAGAGUCUUACCAUGGCAAUUGAUGACUCUGUCAGAUCACAAGAUGUCAUGUACGUGCUCGCUGGUGUUUCCUCCAAUCCAAAGGCAACAACAAUGGCAUGGAAAUUUUUAUUCGAAAACUUUGCAAUUAUCAAGCAAAAGUUUGAAGGUUGUUUCCUUCCUGGAAGAAUUGUCAAAUUGUUGACUGAAAGUGUUACCAAUGCAGAUGAUGUUCAAACCAUUAGAGAAACUUUGGACAAGGUUAAAUUCAAAUCCAUUGAGAGAUCAGUUGACCAAUGCGUGGAAUCUAUUGAAAUCAAUAGCAAGUGGCUCCAACGUUCUAAGAAUUCUGUCUUGGAAUGGUUGUCAAACAAUGUAGAAUAAACAAUUUAAUACAAUAGAUAUUUCGC